Messenger RNA from Medicago truncatula (barrel medic), 1320 nucleotides. RefSeq lists its product as uncharacterized. The transcript has a single exon. Bases 350 to 1210 code for a protein of 286 amino acids. Gene Ontology annotation, biological process: root development; shoot system development. The record is from RefSeq and is a predicted model, not a curated record. NCBI's taxonomy places the organism in Eukaryota, Viridiplantae, Streptophyta, Magnoliopsida, Fabales, Fabaceae.
AAGACAUGCCAGCUAUAUUCAUCAUGCACCUCAAACUCAUUUCAAUAUCAUAAGCAUCUUGCAGAAUAUCACAUGCAAUAUCAUUCACAUAUUCACAAUGUUGACAUCAAACAAGCUUACCAUAUUUAAAGGGAAAUCCUGCAGGCACCACAUGCUCUACACCAUCACUAACAAGUGCUGCAUAUUUUAUUAAUUUCAUUAUUAUAUCAAUUUAACAAUUAUCAACCAAUCAAUAUGAUGAAUACCUCUUAUAUAAAUAGGGAGUCAAGAACUUGGUAACAUCACACAAACUUCUAGCUUUUCAACUAUCUUAGAAGAAAAAAAAGAACAAAUUAAAAGAGCAGUUAAGAUGGCAAGCAACAAUUACCAUGUUCGCUCAAACAGUUUUCCUUCUCAAUCUCAUCCAAACUCCACUAGAAUUGAAAAAGAGCUAACCAAAAUGAAGACAUGGGAAGCCACAUCAACAUCCACAUCUGAUUCAAUUACAAAUGGCCUCUUCUUGCUUGAAGAUUUGUAUAUAUCUUUGGAAGAUCUUCUAAAUUUGACAUCAACACAGAAGCUUGUUUCUCACCAUCAUGGUGAGAAAUUUGUGGAAGAGUUGUUGGAUGGUUCAAUGAAAAUGUUGGAUAUAUGUGGCAUUACAAGGGACACUAUGUUACACAUUAAAGAAAAUGUUCAAUCACUUCACUCUUCUCUUAGAAGGAGAAAGGGAGAUUCAAGCAUUGAAAAAAGUGUAGCAGAAUAUAAAUUUUUCACAAAGAAGAUGAAGAAGAAUGUCACAAAGUUGAUCACAUCUUUAAAACAUAUGGAAAGUAAAUUUGGAGCUUCUUCACUUUUGAAAAAAGAUCAAGACCUUGUUGCAGUGAUUACAGUUCUUAGAGAGGUCAUUAAAUUGAACUUGUCUAUCUUUCAAUCUGUUUUGUCUUUCUUGGUUGGAUCUUCAUCAAAGUCAAAGGCAACAAAAUGGUUGAAAGUGACAAAGUUGAUGCAAAAGAGGGUAACAUGUGAGGAGAACAUGGAGAAUUUCAAUGAAUUGCAGUGUGUGGAAGCAUCUUUGAGAACCCUUACAAGUGAAGGUUCUAACGUUGCACAUGAAAGAUUUGAGGCUUUGGAGAAUGCAAUUGAAAGUAUAGAAAAUGGUUUAGAGAAUAUAUUUAGGCGUUUGGUUAAAACUAGAGUCUGUCUUUUGAACAUCAUAACUCUAUCUUAGGGAUCUGAUGAGGAUUGAAAUUUUUGCACAGUCAAUCUGUAUAUAAAUAUUAUGUAUAUAAUUCAAUAGUAAUACAAGCAAAUAGAAACAACAAAUUUUUGUUUUAUAUA